AUGUCAUCCUCACUCUCACUAUAUUCUACUUUGACGUUGACAUAUAUAACAAUUACAAAUAUUUCAUUUCAUUCCCGGAAUACACUUUACGCUGAAAAGACGUAAAGUUUUUUCAAAUAUUAUUUACGUUUUUAAUAAAAUAAUCCAAUUGUGCUGUUUUUUAAAGUAAGCGAAAAUGUUAAUAAGUAGUGCACGUGAUAUAGAUUAAUAUUAAGUGCCAAAAAUAUAUUCAAAGUGUACGAAACGUGGGUGAAUAAAGUUGUUUGGAUUCGUGAUUUAUUUAUACUGUAAAACGUAAAUUAAUAGAAACCAAAAUGUGUGUGAAGUCAGAGGGUGUGAGGAGUGGGCUCUUCUUGGGCUUCGGCUCCUUGCUGUUGGUGUCAGGCGCCGUCAUGGUCGUAUUCUGGCCAGCCAUCUUCGACAGCCAGUUACAAAGGAUGAUGAUUCUUGCACCAGAUUCAAUGUCAUUCAGCAUAUGGAGGGAAACACCCAUACCUAUGUACUUGGAGAUUUUCUUCUUCAACAUUAGCAACGUAAAUGAAAUAUUAAGUGGGAAGGCAGAAAAAAUUAAAGUUGUGGAAAUGGGACCUUAUGUGUUUCAAGAAUCUCAUACUAAGGUAAACUUGACGUGGAACGACAACAGCACCCUCACGUUCUACAACCAGCGUUUCUGGCAUUUCAAACCUGAAAUGUCGGUGGGGUCCAUCGGUGAUAACAUCACCAGCAUCAAUCCUGUCAUUGCGACUGUAGCGUACAUGAUGAGGAAGCAGCGGCUUCCAUUGAAGGUGUCCGUGGACGUGUUCCUAAAGAUGUUCCACUCGAACAUGUUUUUGACGGCCAAUGUCACGUCCUGGCUCUUUGAUGGCAUAGAAGACCGAGUCUUGGACAUCGCGCUGAAUAUCCCUGGGCUGCCCUUCGUCAUUCCUUAUGAUAAAUUUGGAUGGUUUUAUGAGCGCAACGGCUCCUUAGAGUUUGACGGUUCGUUCAACAUAAAUACAGGAGCCAGUGACUUCUCCCAGCUUGGAAACGUGCAGGAGUGGAGAUACGCCAAUAGGACUGACUACAGAGACGUAUGUGGCGAAGUGAAGGGGUCCACAGGAGAGCUCUGGGCACCGGAGUAUGGACAACCAGAGCUAAAUGUUUUUGCUUCUGAUAUUUGCACUUACCUAACUCUCGCAAAAGACCGGGAUGUACAAGUGCAAGGUAUCGACGGGGUGCAGUAUGCAGCUAAUGACUCAGUCUUUGACAACGGAUACAAAUAUCCGCAUAUGGCAUGUUAUUGUGACACGGUAAGGGACGCAGAGUGCCUGCCAGCUGGAGCCCUGAACGUGUCGGACUGUCGGUUCGGAGCCCCGGCCUUCGUCUCCCUGCCACACUUCCUCCACGCCGACCCCAUUUACGCCUCUAAAAUCGAUGGCUUGAAUGCCACUGAAGACAUGAACUUCAGACUAGCGCUGGAGAUGUAUACGGGGAUGCCGCUGUCUGUAGCCGCGCAGUUGCAGAUCAACUUGCUCGUGCGCCGAGUUAGUGGGAUCACUAUAAACAACGUGCUGCCGGACCCGGACACGAUGGUGCCGAUGUUCAGGUUCCGGCAGGAGACCGGCACGACGCCGGAGUACGCCGCCAUGGCGCGCUCCGCGCUGCGACUGCGCUACUGGGUGCCUUACGGACUCUAUGUGCUCACUGCAAUCGGAGUAGCUCUACUCAUAGCAGGUAUUGCCGUACUAGUUAGAAAACUAAUGAAAUCGCCCGACACUGCGCCGCUUAUAAACUCACAGAAUUCUCAGUCCACUGAAACUUUAGAAUCCUAGUGACACACAGACAAAGAGACAGUGAUAGUGAAUGUUAAGUAAGUGAAACUAGUGAUGAGUUUUGUACAGAAUAAAAGACGCGCGAUUUUAUAUGUAUGUAUGCGGAUUUUUGGAGAAUAGCAUAGUUAUACUCUAAUGUUCUUAGUGAUCCUAAAACGACUACAGCGCCACCCAAUGUGAGCGUUUUCCUUGACGUAGCUUGUAUCUGACAACGACUUUCAAUGAUCAAUUUGUUUAAUGACUUUUAUAUUUUGACUUCGACUAAUAAAAUCCGAUUUCAGUUUUAUAGCUAUUUAAUCGUAAAAAUAUGGAAUUGAAUUUAAAAAAAUCCAUUUUUAAGUCCAUUUAUAGUGAGGUAAAUUUUGCUUGCAAAUGACUUAACCUUAUAUUAUCAUGUAUAUAAAACUCUAAUAAUUACAUUUAACAUAUUACCUAUAAAAUGUUUAAUUACGCAAUAAUAUUUCAAAAUAAAUAAAAAAAGUCCAGUUAGCACCGGGAACACGGUUCAAGUUCGUGGCUCUAGACACCUCACAAUACGCCCUUUUAAAGACCGUUUUCUUUCUUAACGUUGCUGUC
Molecule: messenger RNA, 2387 nt
Organism: Spodoptera exigua (beet armyworm)
Lineage: Eukaryota; Metazoa; Arthropoda; Insecta; Lepidoptera; Noctuidae
Source: the annotation of a GenBank genome assembly